Molecule: messenger RNA, 490 nt
Organism: Rhipicephalus sanguineus (brown dog tick)
Lineage: Eukaryota; Metazoa; Arthropoda; Arachnida; Ixodida; Ixodidae
Gene: ND-13A
Product: NADH dehydrogenase [ubiquinone] iron-sulfur protein 6, mitochondrial
Exons: 4
Coding region: 55-438 (127 amino acids)
Biological process (GO): mitochondrial electron transport, NADH to ubiquinone
Source: RefSeq, a predicted model, not a curated record
UCUACCGUCUACCGUGUGUCCAGUUUGCCACAGACCCACAGACCCGUAGAGGUCAUGUAUUCGUGCAUGCGAAAUCCGUCGAAAUUCACUCAAAUUGCACAGCGCCUGGCACUGCAGUGUCGUUCAAGUUCUAAUGUGGUGAAAGAUGUGGAACCCCCCAAAGAUCCUGUAACACACACUGGGCAGCACUGGGACAAGGAUGAUUAUCGACUUGUUCGUUUUAUGGAAACCCCUAAACAGAUAAACCCAAAUUUUGCCAUCAAGUUGAUCGCAGAAGUACCUCCCAAGGCAGUCAAUGCCCGUACAACAUGGUGUGAUGGUGGCAGUGGAGCCCUGGGCCAUCCCAGAGUUUACAUAAAUUUGGAUGCACCUGGCAACCACACCUGUGGCUACUGUGGUCUUCGAUUCUACCAGGAUCAUUCAUCAAAAGGCCACUAGGAAUUUGGAUUCUAUGUCUUGUUAGAUAGAAUAAUAAUCUUUUUACAUGAAA